UUUUUGUUGUGCACGGGUGCUAACACGAGACGAGCAGACAGAAGAAUUUCCGUCUGUUACUUUAGUUACCAUAGGUUAUGAAGUAGAACGAAUGAGUUUUAAUUUUGUCUGUGGCUGCAAUCGAUAUCUGUUUGUGACGAAAGUUUUGUAGUAUACAGUGGUGUUAUCGUAAGGUUGUCGUGUGUUUGAAGUAAGAUGGGGCAUAUCUGAAUAGAAAUAACCUGUUCAUAAUUCGCGUGCUUGUUUUUCCGCCGAAUUUAUAAAUGCAUUUGUUAAAAGUUGGUUCUAAGCUGGGUUAAUUAAUAAUGAAUUUAAAUGUUUGAAUGAUGUAGUCUAGCAUAUUCCCAUUGAUUUUUUGUUUACAUGCACAAUAUUUGUAACCUAUCCCUAACAUUUAAAAUGCCAGAUAAGUUAUUACUUAUGGUGAAUAAUGGUUUGAAGGUGGUGGAAAUGUAUACGUGGCUGUUGGAUUCAUAUGUUCUGUGCUGUAUUGUUUCAGGACUAUUUCACUGAUUGUCACUGGAAUAAGCUUCCACUCAGUUGGAGGAGAGCAUUUGAUACUGUUGAGCCCCAAGAACUUGGACAAUUUUUAACACAGAAUAGCACCUUCAAAAGCUGCCAUAGGGUGUGGCCUUUGUCAUUUCUGGCGCUUUAUACAACUUCAUUGCAUUUGUCUAUACCACGUGAACAGAUCCACUUUGAAGAUCUUCUGAAGGGACAAAAACAAUUUGACGACGGAAGUAGUUCAUUAGAGGAACCAAAUUUAAUUUAUCGAGAUGUGACCUUCAACAGGAAGUCUUCAGUAGCAUGCGCACAGAUGCCAGGCCUUAAACAUCCCAAACUCCAAUAUGCGUUCAGAAAACAUGUGAAGCCCAAAAAACAGCAUGAAAUAUCAAGAAUGGCUCAGGUGACUGCAAGUGUAGCCCAGUCAGAAAGCUGCCAUUACGUAGUGGACGUUGGUUCGGGCUUGGGCCAUUUGGCAAGAUUACUUGCAUAUGGUUAUGGUUUAAAGGUCUGUUGUUUGGAGGCACAAGAAAACCUGUCCUCGCAAGCACGAAAGUUAGAUAUGGAAUUAGAGGCGUCUGUGUCCAAGAUUCUGAAAGAUGAUGGCUUUGAAGUGAAUUGGCCAGUGCAUUUGAGUAUAGCGGUUGAUUCACGUUUGACUGCUAGCAGCUUUACAGAGGCACUGAAAAUUGCAUUUGGCAUUUCUGGAGAACAUUUUACAUUUGGUAUGGUUGGGCUUCAUCCAUGUGGAGAUUUAACACCAAUAUUAAUGCACCUUUUUGUACAGUGUCCAAAUGCAAAGUUUAUUAAUAUUGUGGGAUGUUGCUACAUGAAGCUUACAACUGGAGUUAUUUCAGGAUUCACUGGAUACCCAAUGAGUGAUUUCAUUUCUGCAAGACCGCAUUCACUGAGUUACGAGGCUCGAGAAAUUGCGUGCCAUGCAAUUGAAACUUACUGCCAACGUUUGUGUCUGGGCCAGUAUGAUGACUUAAAGGUACACUGUUACCGUGCUGCUCUGGAAAAGAUUCUGGUCAAAUAUUGGCCACAUUUGCGACAUACCAUGAUCAAGAGUAUAAAACAUACUAACAACAUGACAUUUACCCAGUACAUCACUUUGGCUUUCAUAAACCUGGGGUUGGAAGUGCCAGUGGAAGAUCUUGAAUCUGAAGAGACGCAAUUGGACUUAUCACAGUGGAAACGGGUGGUGAUUUUCUACACUCUGCGCCUAAUAUUAGCCCCUGUAGUGGAAACAGUUCUGUUACUUGAUCGACUUCUCUAUUUGCAGGAACUUGGAAUACGCAGUGAUCUGAUCCCAGUGUUUGAUCCCAGUUUAUCUCCAAGAAACAGUAUUUUGAUUGGAAGGAAAUGAUGAUCACAAGUAUAUGGAUUUAAAUAAUUGUCAAUAUAUUUUAAAUUGUUAUAUAAUAUUUAUUGGCUGAAAUAUAUUUUGGUGAAUAUGAUAUCAUGUAUAUGUUUGAGUUGGACAUAAAACGUUUGUAACCAUUACAGUAUCUCAUGCAUGUACAGAUACAGAAAAUGCAAGGAAAGUGGAAAGACCAUCUUUGUCUUCUUAGAAAUAAUUUUGUUUCUGAAACAGAACUGAUGUAUUUGUGUCUUGUUUGUAGAUAAGUAAUAUGUACUUGUCAGACUUAACAGACCACGAGUGUUAAGAGUAGUAAUGUACAGUGUAUUAUUUAUGUUUAAUUAAAAGUAAUUCUGAUGGCUUAAA
Molecule: messenger RNA, 2233 nt
Organism: Zootermopsis nevadensis
Lineage: Eukaryota; Metazoa; Arthropoda; Insecta; Blattodea; Termopsidae
Product: methyltransferase-like protein 25B
Source: RefSeq, a predicted model, not a curated record